CUGACUCCACCGAGCAGCUGCUGGGUUCCCAACAACAAAGAACAGAACCAGCAACGCUGCUGUCACCGCUGCAGCCCGCUUCUGUUGCAUCAGACCCGGUUCUGCUCGGGUCCGCCCCCGACUUCCUGUUCAAAAUCGUUCUGUUUGGCCAAGAAAACAAACAAAAGGCCUUUCGACCCGUGACCUUUGGCCCCUUGACUGGGGCGACGAGAGCCCACCCCUCUGACACCACCCGCCUGCAUCCUCCCUCCCCACCCGUGUGAUGCUGGACAGGAUGUCGCCGUGACAACGGGAUAAACAGACGACAACAAAUCUCCAGCUCAUUUUGAACCGGCGCAAGAAGCAGCAGCAGCAAAAGAAGAAGAAGAGACAGACGAGGCCUUCAGAUCUUCCAACAUGGCGGAGAAUUCGGAGACCUUUGACCUGCUGGAGGCUUUCAAGAAGUUCGCCAUCCACGGCGACACCAAGGCCACCGGGAACGAGCUCAACGGGAAGAACUGGGCCAAACUGUGCAAGGACUGCAAGAUCACUGACGGCAAGAACGUGAGCAGCACCGAUGUGGACAUCGUCUUCUCCAAAGUCAAGCAGAAGUCGGCUCGCAUCAUCACCUUUGAGGAGUUCCAGCUGGCUCUGCAUGAGUUGGCCCCGAAAAGGUUCAAAGGCAAAACUCAUGACGAGGCCCUCCGGUCCAUCUUCAACCUGGUGGAGGCGGGGGCUCCCAGCAACGUGGGCGUGACGAAAAUGUCGAAGGCGGGAGGAGUGGACCGACUGACCGACACGUCGCGCUACACGGGCUCGCACAAGGAGCGCUUCGACGACAGCGGCAAGGGCAAAGGCCGCGAGGGCCGCGAGGAUCUGGUGAGCAACACGGGCUACGUUGGCGCCUACAAGGACGCCGGGACCUACGACGCCAAGGUGAAGGAUUUCAAGUGAGACCACGCCCACUCGCUGGCAGGAAGUUGAAGCACUUAGGUCGGGAUGGAACCUGUGUGUGUGUGUGUGUGUGUGUGUGAGUGUGUGUGUGAGUGUGUUUGUAUUCAUCACAAUAUGGGGACAACUCAUUGUUUACACAGUUACGUCGUGGGGACCAAAAUCACAAAAUCCUUGUCUUCGUAACGUAAACUCUCAAAUUGUUCAAACCAAUCCGAAAUAAAGUUUUAGCUUUGGCCAAUAACACACAGAUUUUGGUGUGUGUGUGUGUGUGUGUGUGUGUGUGGGUGUGUGUGGCCUCGACGCAGCGACUUCCUGCCAGAGGUUGCGUCCCCAUGUAAAAGGUCUGAUUUUUAAAGGGAAACUGCACCACUGUCGAUGUCUACUUCCUGUGUGUAAUGUCCACAUAUGUUCAUUCGAUUCAUCUCACUCUUGCUAACAUCAUUUCUUUAUACCUCCUUUCUUACUGAUGAAUAAUAAAUGUAUUCCAUCACCAUGACAAGUUGCUUAAUGGAAAAAUAAAAGCUAUAACAAAAA
Nerophis lumbriciformis (worm pipefish) is the source of this 1467-nucleotide messenger RNA. It is a transcript of the gene tppp3, whose product is annotated as tubulin polymerization-promoting protein family member 3. Gene Ontology annotation, biological process: positive regulation of protein polymerization; microtubule polymerization; microtubule bundle formation. NCBI's taxonomy places the organism in Eukaryota, Metazoa, Chordata, Actinopteri, Syngnathiformes, Syngnathidae. Gene Ontology annotation, molecular function: tubulin binding. Gene Ontology annotation, cellular component: microtubule. The record is from RefSeq and is a predicted model, not a curated record.